GGGCCGAGCGCCUGGCUUUACUGACGCUAACGGAGAGACGGAUUUCCUGAAAGUCCUAAGAUUAUUGAAAAUUUUUGUUACAUUCGUUUUACAAAAAAAUAAUUCAGAAGCCCCUUAAUGUCUUCUUUGCGUUUUGUAAUGGUUUUUUGACAAGAUCGGUUUCAGAACGAAACAUAACCUCAAAAAAGCCUUCAAAAUAUUACAAACUCGAAGUGAUUUCACUGUAACCCAAAAUGUAUUUAAACAGGGUUCACAGAACGUUUCCUAAAUUAAAAAAGUUACUUACAAGACAGCAGUCUCAAGCUGCUUUAGUAGAACAAAAUGAGUACACCGAUACACCGGAAUAUCCACCAAUUUUGGAUAUGUCUUUGCAAGGUAAAAAAUUAAGAGAAAGACAAGAACUUCAUCGAAAGAUUCAGGCUAUAAAUACCGUAGAGGAGAAACAAAUUGCUCUUAAUAUGCCUCGUUAUUAUGGUUGGAAAUGUAUUUUAUUUAAUGAAGAUAAAGUGCCCUACAAUGCUAUGCCACUAGUUCAAUAUUACACAAGAAGUCAUUUCAUCCCUAUUGAUAAGCUCCCGGAAUAUUACAAUGAAACUGGGGAAGGAGCCGAUGCCGUUGUUCAAGAGAUUAAGGGUCUCAUUGAAGAGGCUAUUCUUAUUGAGAAUGGAGGUGUUGACCGAAAAUUUGUUACCAGUACAUCAAAGAAAGAACAACCACAGUUAGAGGAUGCUUUAGCUAAAUGCAUAGUAAAGCAAAUAAACAGAAUAAUAACUAACAAUUUGUCUGAUAAAGUAGAACAUGUGUUGUCAUCUCAAAUUGAUUAUGACCCUCGUCAUGAAGCAUUUUGGUUUAUUGGUGGUGUAGAUACACCCAUUAAUGUUCUGAGGUGGAGGCAGCAAUAUGGAAAGCUUAGGGAUCGCUGGUAUGAGCCUAUUGACAGACCUGUUCAGUAUAAAGGAACUCCAAUAUUGACAGUAAGAAACCGUUUACCUUUGAAGCCAAUUCUGCCUUUUGAGGAAGCUGAGAAUCCUGAAUUCAAAGUACCUAAGUUCACAGCUGAACCUUAUGCUGUUGGCUAUACUACAGAACACAGACAUGGCACUAAUAUACCAGGUUUCUGGCCUGGUGACUUUGAUGAAUUUGGUUUGUUGUCUUAUCAUGGCCGUGGUCACAUCCUAGCCAGAAGGGAGUCCUUUGGACCUGAAGACAAUAUUGAAGCUUUACAUUGUCAAGCAAUGAAAGCCAGCUUUGGUUGGCUACUAGCUCAAGCAAAUUACCAAGGAUUCACUACUUACAAUGAUGUAACUUAUCCUUUGGUUACACAAACUGUUAUCACCAAUGGUCAGCUAUGGUCUCUCUAUGCAUACCAAUUAAAUACCAUUGAGUUGCAUCAAGACAAGGUUGACAGCCCCAAAAGUAAUAUUUGCUUUGGAACAAAACCUUUAAAAUUGUAUGACAGCAUUGAGAAUGGAAAAGUACAAGGGCUCAAUGAAGAUGUGUUGAAAAUGAUUGUCCAGUUUUACUUGAAUGCUCCUGAAGAACGAGACCAUGAAAUGAAACCAUAUUUAGGUGAGGAGGAACAAGUUGUUGCUGAUAUUGUCGAUGAUAACAAGCGCUGCUGGCUUGAAAACCGUUACAAACACUUAGUAUCAAAUAGACCAAAGCAUUACUUACUUCCUGAAGUUUACAUGUGGGAACGUAUUUACAAGAUUCAAUUCAACUCAAGAUUCUUUGAAGCUAAGAGGAGACCAUUUGAAUUAGGGAUUAAUCCGUAUACUAGAAGAUUAGAUCAACAUCUACCUCCUUAUAUUCCUAAGGUUUUGAGACCAUAUCCCAAGUGCAGAAAGAAGUUUGAAACAACUUAUUACCCUAAGGUUUAAAAUAGAUUACCAUGUAUUUACUUAGCUGUAGCUUCUGUAAUUUAUAGAGAUAAACAUUAUUGUGUUAAAUGGUAGUAUUUAUUAUCUACUCAUGAGUAUGAG
Molecule: messenger RNA, 1982 nt
Organism: Spodoptera exigua (beet armyworm)
Lineage: Eukaryota; Metazoa; Arthropoda; Insecta; Lepidoptera; Noctuidae
Source: the annotation of a GenBank genome assembly